Messenger RNA from Rotaria sp. Silwood1, 1884 nucleotides. The record is from the annotation of a GenBank genome assembly. NCBI's taxonomy places the organism in Eukaryota, Metazoa, Rotifera, Eurotatoria, Philodinida, Philodinidae.
AUGGGUGCUUAUUUAUCAUCACCUAUUUGUGAUAAAAAUACAAUUGAAGAUUCAAAUAAUAAUUUAACAUUUGCAGCUAGUUCAAUGCAAGGAUGGCGAAUGUCGCAAGAAGAUGCACAUAAUGCUAUUCUUAAUUUGGAUGAUAAUACAUCUUUAUUUGCUGUUUAUGAUGGUCAUGGUGGAUCAGAAAUAGCUGUUUAUUGUUCUCAAUAUUUACCGGAAUUUAUUAAAAAUCUUGAUUCAUAUCGUCAAGGACGAUUAAAUGAUGCAUUAAUUGAAAGUUUUCUUAAAUUUGAUACAUUAUUACUUGAUAUAAAUGUUAAAAAAAUUUUACAAAAAUUAGCUAAUGAUGAACAUGAAGAUACAGAACAAUCACAUGAAUUUGUUGGUUCAUUAAAUUUAAAUGAAGAAAAUCAUCAUAAUGAUGAAUUAAAUAUUGAAGAAGCACAAUUAUUAAAAAAAGAAGCUGAAGUACCUAUUGAAGAAAUUCUUAAACGUUAUAGUGGAAAUGAAAAACAUUUUCAUUCACCAAAUAUUAUUAAACGUAUUAUUGAUAAUCAUAAUGAAAAUAUUCAAGAUUCAGAUACAAUAAAUACUAGUGAAGAAAACAUUCCAAUUAAUGAAACAACAGAAGCUAAACCUUCAUCAUCCGAAGAUAAUACAAUAUCACAAAGUCCAAAAAAAUCAAUUUCAACCGAUUCAUCAACAAUUAUUAAAUCAAAUUCAUUAACACGACAUUUACUUAGUGAUAAUACAGAUGAAUUAGAUGAUGAUGAUGAUGAUGAUGAAGAUGAUUUGGAAUUUAAUGCAUCAGAUGAAGAAACAAGUGGUGAUGAAGGUGAAGAUCAAGUACUAGAUGAAGAUGAAGAAGAUGAUAAAGAUGAUGAUAAACCAUUAGAAGCAAGUAAAGCAGCUCAAAUACAAAAACUUAUGAGAAAAUCAAUAAUGGCUAUUUUAAAUCGACGUGUAAAGAAAAAGAAACGUAAUACUUCUACUGAUGAAGAUGAUGAUGAAGAUGUUAAAGAAAAUCAUAAUGAAGAUCAUGAAAGUGAUGAUCACGAAGAAGAAGAAGAAGAUGAUGAUGAUGAUGAUGAUGAUGAUGAAGAAGAAAUUGAUGAUGAAGAUCUUGGUAUGCUUGAUAUGGAUAAUGAUCCAGGUUCAUCAAGUGGAUGUACUGCUGUAGUAACACUUUUACGUGAUAAACAAUUAUAUGUUGCAAAUGCCGGUGAUUCUCGAUGUGUUGUAUGUCGUAAUGGUCGAGCUAUUGAAAUGAGUUUUGAUCAUAAACCAGAAGAUCCAAAAGAACGUGGUCGAAUUGAAAAAGCUGGAUAUAAAGUAACAUCAGAUGGACGUGUUUCAGGUGGUUUGAAUUUAUCUCGAGCAAUUGGUGAUCAUGCAUAUAAAAAAAAUUCUUCAUUAUCUGCUGAAGAACAAGCAAUAACAGCUUUACCAGAUAUUCGUACAUUAACACUUGAUGAUCAAGAUGAAUUUAUGAUAAUUGCUUGUGAUGGUAUUUGGAAUUUUAUGUCAAGUCAAGAUGUUAUUGAUUUUGUACGUCUUCGUCUUGAUGAAAAAACUCUAAGUCAAAUAUGUGAAGAAUUAUUUAUGCAUUGUCUUGCACCAAAUACAUGUGGUGAUGGUACUGGUUGUGAUAAUAUGACAGCAAUUAUAGUUAAAUUUAAUUAUAAUUCUUCAUCAACAACACUUCAAUCUUCAAUAUCUCUUAAUAAUAAACGUUCAUUAUCACCUGAACAUUCAUCAACAACAGACAUAAUAGAUAAUACAAAUAAUAAAAAAUUAAAAAUUCUUACUGAAAAUUGUACUAAUGAAACAAAAUCUACAGAUAUUUUUUCAUUAAAUUCUACUGAACAAACACUUUCAUAA